AUGCAAGUCCAAAUCGUGUCCGACCUCCACCUCGAGCUCGACCGCCCGCGCAAAGGCGCAUACCAAUACGAGCUGCCCGUCAAAGCGCCGAACCUGGUGUUGAUAGGCAAUACGGGCUGCACGGUGGACGAGAAAUUGUUUGUGUGGCUUAAGGCGCAGUUGACGAAGUUUAGGCUUAUAUUCUAUGUUUCUGGGAAUAAGGAGCAAUGGGGCUCCUCCGUCAUCGAAUCCACCGAACGUCUCCGCGCCUUCGCCCGCUACGUAAACCAAGACGACGCCUCCGGCACCUUCGUCUACCUCAACCGGAACCGCUACGACGUCGACCACACCCUGACCAUCCUCGGCUGCACGCUCUGGUCGCAAUCCAGGCGGGGAACACCAACCCGUGGACAAUAUGUCGGAACCAGCUUCAACUGA
Molecule: messenger RNA, 417 nt
Organism: Stereum hirsutum FP-91666 SS1
Lineage: Eukaryota; Fungi; Basidiomycota; Agaricomycetes; Russulales; Stereaceae
Exons: 4
Coding region: 1-417 (138 amino acids)
Source: RefSeq, a predicted model, not a curated record